UUUCAUCAGAACUUGAGCCCGCAACGAAGUCGAAGACCAGCCCACGGUUCUACAGCGUGAGAAGUAUUAGAGCUAAAAAUUGUCAGAAACCCCUGGCUAGACGUCUUGUCUAUUAGAUUGGCACUACGCUUCCGUCAUGGGCUCCAGUAUGCACCUUUCAAGAUGCCUACUAUUUCUCAUAUUGCUCAGUGGAACUUCGACUUUCGCCAUGCCCUUCCAGUCCAGCUUCAUGGUGGACGACACGCCACGUAGAAGACUCCAACGGCACCAAUUCGAGCUCGCCGAUGCGCUACUCAAGCAGCCCGUGCCGCGCCCGGGCAGCGACGCCGUUUCUCCCGGGGGCAGCAGCAGCGAAAACUCGCCGGCGGGUUCGGAGCCCAUCGAGAGGCUGUACGAGGCGGGGCUGGGAUCCUGCGGCAUCCCCGAUAUAAGCGAUGAGAACGAGUGCGUUACCGAGCUCGCGGCGUUUCCGGAGCUGCACGCGCGCAGCGGCUCCGCCAAAGUGCGCCAGCUGGCGUGCCUGGCGCACAACUACCUGCGCCCGUGGAUGGGCAUUCCGGGGGUGAAGCGGGGCAUGGGCGCAGGGGGAAUGAUCAGCCCGAAGAUUCUUCACCGGAUGGGCCGCAUGGCUAACGUGCUAUCCUGUGCCGGCCACGUGCGCAUCGUGAACGGCGAGAUCUUCUUCCGCUUCGGCGGCUUCGAGUUCGACUGGUACCGCAUGCGCCGCUUCGUCUUCUCCAUUCGCAUGAUCAAGGAAGCGAUCUCGAUGUACAAGCUACACUCGCUCAACGCCGAAUUCUUCCUCAGCACCUGUGACUUGCACAUUAGCAAAGCCGCAUCUAUCGCGAAACUCCGGGCAGGUCUCCCCAUUUUCAGCCCGCACGGCGCGCCGGGCAGCAUCGAUAUUUUGUAUCCUGACCCUGUGGAUCUGAGCAAGAGUUACUUCAGGGAUGUGGAGGAUACCGUUCUGUGGGAGCAGAAGCAGAGCCGUGCCGUGUUUCGCGGCGGCAUGACGAAUUUCCACGUCACCUACGACAUGCAGUGGCGCGCCAGCCCGCGCUUCCGCGUGCACAAAAUGUCCGACGUGCGUCCCGAUCUACUCGACGCGAAAGUCGUCAAGGGAAUCGAUCCGGAAUUCACGGACAGCCUUCGCGAAGACGACAUCGAGAUCGGCGGCAGGCUCGGCCCGUCGGAGCUGCAGGGCUACAAGUACGAGCUUGACGUGGACGGCGGAACGGGCAGCGGGCGCGUGUGCGGCGUGCUGUCGAGCAACCAGAUGCUGAUCAAACAAGCGAGCGAAUACACCCAGUUCUUUGACCCCCUGCUGUGCCCCAACCGUCAUUUCGUACCCACGCACCGGUACUUCUCAAACCUGUAUGCUCAGAUCGAAUGGGCUCGGGAUCACGAUAAGAAGGCCCGACGGAUCGUGAAGCAGGCCAAUCGGCUCGCGAGUGACGUGUGCACCUGGGAGGGCCGUCGGCUGUACUGGGCGAUUCUAUUGGUCAAGUAUUCCGCCAGUGCGUUGGAGGAUCCGGCUAAUGUCACCCAGCCAAUCACGUUCCAGUGUAACGCUCGCCCUACCCAGGAUGACGUGGAGAAUUCCUCAAAGUACUCCAAGCCGAAGCCCGCGAUUUGGAUCCCAAGGUGUCAAACACCUGAUGAGGAGCCGAACCAGCCACCAUGCACGCAUUUCUGCGCGGGCCCUCUGUUCGAGUCCAAGUGGAAGUGGCUCACUGCUGACCUGCUCGACGACAUCGAGGUUUUCAAACCCCGAAACGACCGGAUUGAGUUCAGAGACGAAUAAGUGGAGCAGCUAGAAGCGGUGAGGGAUAUGCUCGCUUGCUGCUUGUGAGCUAGGCAAGAGUAGGGGAGUGACUAGUGGCUGAAUAAAGGCCGGUGCAUCUAUGGAGAAUAACGGGUAGGACCGACGCACCCUUGCUCAAUCUGAGAUCGUAUUCUGAAGUUGGGCCGACGAGCAAAGUUUUCCCAUGCGGCUCGAAAUGUCUAAAAUUGGGAAUGCAAUGUUGGGCUGUGCGCUUCGGCU
Closterium sp. NIES-67 is the source of this 2044-nucleotide messenger RNA. NCBI's taxonomy places the organism in Eukaryota, Viridiplantae, Streptophyta, Zygnematophyceae, Desmidiales, Closteriaceae. The record is from the annotation of a GenBank genome assembly.